AUGUGGUCAGGUACUGAUUCAAGCGGAGUUCUUUGGAUUUGUUUGGGCUUAGGAGUAAUUUUAAUGCUUACUCUGUUCACCUUAAUGGUCUUGUUUAAAUGGAAGCACCUAAAGCAACUAAAAGAAAAAAUGAAAACCACAGACUCUUCUGUGGAGCUGAAUAAUAUUCUCAAGGCUAAUACUGAAAGCAGUGUGAAUACAGAAGGAAUUAGACACUCACUUCAAAGUGAAACAUUAAUGUAUUCGGUGGAAGAAUGCACUUGCAGUGACUGUGGCUUGGUAAAACCUCAGACUGGCUGUGAAACUUCAUUCCCAUUACCAGCUACAGAAGAAGGAGCUACUGUUCUAGUUACCACAAAAUCUUUUGAUUACUGCAACUAUAUUCUGGGUGCUGGGGGACUAUGA
Gymnogyps californianus (California condor) is the source of this 405-nucleotide messenger RNA. RefSeq names its product TNF receptor superfamily member 17 (gene TNFRSF17). The record is from RefSeq and is a predicted model, not a curated record. Bases 1 to 405 code for a protein of 134 amino acids. Gene Ontology annotation, biological process: tumor necrosis factor-mediated signaling pathway. The transcript has 3 exons. Gene Ontology annotation, molecular function: signaling receptor activity. Lineage: Eukaryota; Metazoa; Chordata; Aves; Accipitriformes; Cathartidae.